This is a messenger RNA of Anopheles coustani, 639 nucleotides long. RefSeq lists its product as uncharacterized. The record is from RefSeq and is a predicted model, not a curated record. NCBI's taxonomy places the organism in Eukaryota, Metazoa, Arthropoda, Insecta, Diptera, Culicidae. The transcript is spliced from 2 exons. The coding region runs from base 61 to 612 and encodes 183 amino acids.
CGCCCAUCAGAUUGGUGUUUACUGUCCUUUCUUCGAUUUGCGUGAAGAUUUUGUUAAGAAAUGCACGAUAUAAUCGUCAAAACGACAACAGAUGAAGACUUUACCGAGGUAAUAUUUCUGCUGAUCGACUACAUAGUCGAGUUGCCCCGUACCCAACGCACCCGUGACCGACUGGCCAGUCUGCUGGGCCACCCGUCGAACAGCGACGAGCUGAAAAAUACGCUGAAAUUGUUCGAAAAUGUCAUACGAAAGUAUUGCGUCGGCGAACUCGAUGAGGACCAGUUACGAGCACACUUUAGCCAACUCCCUGCGAUUCGCCAGCAGCGAGUGGUGGAAAUCGUGAAUCUUCGAAAGCCGGAAAUCGCACAGCGGCUUAUCGAUGAGGUUAAUCGCCGGGAGGGUGGCGUACCGUUGGUAGAAUCGUUCGAUUGGGAUGUAAGCUGGGUCAUGGGAAGCAGUAGUUUGGCCUCGCUUCGCAAACAAUUGUGCACGGUAGUGUUUGCGUGUCGUGAUGUAGAUUCGAGACCAAAAACCGUCAGCUUCGAAAUGGAACGGGAACAGGUGGAUGAAGUGAUACGACAUCUUGAAGCAGCUGUUCAGUGUGGUGCCUAGCUGAUCAGUGAAUAAAGAAGCUCUGCU